GCGCUCAAGCUCGGCAUGAUCAAAAACCCGGACAUUUGAAGGACUUUAUAAACGCCGGCCGGACAGGCCGGACAGCCUCUCAAAAGAGGACAUGUCCGGGCAAAAGAGGACGUAUGGUCACCCUACUGUAUCAAUAUACUGAUGUUAUACUGCAACACUUUGGCUUUCUGUUCUUUUUGUCAAAUAACGUGAAUGCGCAGGACUUUUAAAAUGAGAACGUCUCUUAUUUCCAGAUAUUUUUGUCAAGACCGAAACAAACAGAACAGCAGAAAUCUCAUUUUAUAGACGAAGUUGUCCCAUUGUUUAUUUCCUGGUUAGUAGGUAAGGGGUCCUGAAAAGCCACGCCUACGAAACGUCUGUCUCAGAAACGCUGGCAACCAGUUCAUGUUUAACACCAGCUGAUCGUGACGCAGCUUCUUUUCUCUACAUGAAGACUGACUGAAGUCCUCAAGAUGAGUGAAGAGGAGGAGGAGUUUCCAGCCUCCAGCCGUCUAUCUAUGAAGAGUGACUGGUCCAACGAUCAUCCUCCAAACUUCAGCAAAGAACCUAAACCCUCAGACACAAAAAGACGGAGAGCAGAGUCUGCAGCUUCCAGCUGUCAGUCUGUGAAGAGUGACUGGUCCAACGAUCAUGGUCCAAACUUCAGCAAAGAACCUAAACCCUCAGACACAAAAAGACGGAGAGCAGAGUCUGCAGCUUCCAGCUGUCAGUCUGUGAAGAGUGACUGGUCCAACGAUCAUGGUCCAAACUUCAGCAAAGAACCUGAACCCUCAGACACAAACAUACAGAGAACAGAGUCUGCAGCUUCCAGCUGUCUGUCUGUGAAGAGUGACUGGUCCAACGAUCAUGGUCCAACCUUCAGCAAGGAACCUAAACCCUCAGACACAAAAAGACGGAGAGCAGAGUCUGCAGCCUCCAGCCGUCUGUCUGUGAAGAGUGACUGGUCCAACGAUCAUGGUCCAAACUUCAGCAAAGAACCUGAACCCUCAGACACCAACAUACAGAGAACAGAAUCUGCAGCAUCCAGCUGUCAGUCUGUGAAGAGUGACUGGUCCAACGAUCAUGGUCCAAACUUCAGCAAAGAACCUAAACCCUCAGAAACAAACAUACAGAGAACAGAGUCUGCAGCAUCCAGCUGUCUGUCUGUGAAGAGUGACUGGUCCAACGAUCAUGGUCCAAACUUCAGCAAAGAACCUAAACCCUCAGAAACAAAAGUGAUGAAGAGGAGGAGAGUUUGUGUGAAGGAGCAGCCGUCCUGCUGUGCUUCCUGUCAGGACGUCCUGAAGGAUCCAGUCUCUACCAGCUGUGGACACUGGUUCUGCAGACAGUGCAUCACCUCAUACUGGGACCAGUCUGCUCCAUCAGGACACUCCUCCUGUCCCCAGUGUGUAAAAAGAUCCAGAACCAGAGCUGGACUGCAGACAGCCAGUCAGAGCGGCUGUGGACAAAAUGUUCUGCAGGAGGUUCUACAGGAACAUAAGAUGAGUCUGAGAAGGAGAUGUGAACAUGUGACUGAAGGAAGUGAUGAAAGAGGAGGUGGAACCCUCCUGAACAGGAUCUACACUGAGCUCUACAUCACAGAGGGACACAGUGGAGAGGCUGAUAUCCAACAUGAGGUGAGCCAGCUGGAAACAGCUUCCAAGAAGAGUCUCCAUGGCACUCCUAUCAGGUGCCAGGACAUCUUCAAAGCCUUACCUGAGCAGCAGAGAGCCAUCAGAGUGGUUCUGACCAACGGCGUGGCUGGCAUCGGAAAAACCUUCUCAGUGCUGAAGUUCACUCUGGACUGGGCAGAGAGCCGAGAAAACCAAGAUGUCAGUGUGGUGGUGGUGCUUCCGUUCAGGGAGCUGAACUUGAUCAGAGAUGAGCAGCACAGUCUUCUCACGCUGCUCCAUGUUUUCCAUCCAACAUUACAGAAGGUGACGGCAGAGCAGCUGGCUGUCUGUAAACUUUUGUUCAUCUUUGACGGUCUGGAUGAAAGCAGACUUUCCCUGGAUUUCACCAACAGGAAGGUUGUGUCUGACGUCAGCCAGAAGUCAUCGCUGGACGUUCUGCUGGUGAACCUCAUCGAGGGGAAUCUGCUUCCUUCAGCUCUGGUCUGGAUCACUUCCCGCCCAGCGGCAGCCAAUCAGAUCCCUCCUAAACGUGUGGACAGGUUAACAGAAGUACGAGGCUUCACCGACGUCCAGAAGGACGAGUACUUCAGGAGGAGGAUCAGUGAUGAAGAGCUGUCCAGCACAAUCAUCUCCCACAUGAAGACAUCCAGGAACCUCCACAUCUUGUGUCGACUCCCAGUGUUCUGCUGGAUCACUGCUGCAGUUCUGGAGCACAUGUUGAGCACAAAGCAGAGAGGAGAGCUGCCCAAGACCCUGACUGACAUGUUCUCACACUUCCUGCUGGUUCAGACACAGAGGAAGAACAACAAGUACCAUGAGGGACAUGAGACGAGUCCUCAGGAGCUGACGGAGGCUGACAGGGAAGUUCUUCUGAAGCUGGGGAGGCUGGCCUUUGAACAUCUGGAGAAAGGAAACGUGAUGUUCUACCAAGAAGACCUGGAACAGUGUGGUCUGGAUGUGACAGAGGCCUCGGUGUUCUCAGGAGUUUGUACCCAGAUCUUCAGAAGAGAGUGUGUGAUGUUCCAGAAACCAGUCUACUGCUUUGUUCAUCUGAGCAUUCAGGAGUUUCUGGCUGCAGUCUACAUGUUCCACUGUUACACCAACAAUAACACCGAGGUACUGAAAAAGUUCCUGGAAGAAGACUAUAUAAACUUGUCCCUGGAUGAUUUCCUGGACAGCGCCAUGGAGAAAUCCCUCAGAAGUAAAAAUGGUCACCUGGACCUGUUUGUUCGCUUCCUUCAUGGCCUCUGUCUGGAGUCCAACCAGAGACUGUUAGGUCUGCUGGAUCAGACGGAGAACAGUCCAGAGAUGAUCCAGGGAGUCAUAAACAACCUGAAGGGGAUGAACACGAAUAAAAUGUCUCCAGACAGAAGCAUCAACAUCUUCCACUGUCUGAUGGAGAUGAAGGAUCUCUCAGUACAUCAGGAGAUCCAAGAGUUCCUGCAGUCAGAGAACAGAUUAGAGAAGGAACUCUCUGAAAUCCACUGCUCAGCUCUGGCCUACACGCUGCAGAUGUCGGAGGUGGUUCUGGAUGAGGUGGACCUGGACAAGUUCAGAACAUCAUGGAAGGGAAAACUGAGACUGAUUCCAGCUGUGAGGAACUGCAGAAAGGCUCGACUUUAUAACUGUAGAAUCUCAGAGAGUCACUAUGAAGUCCUGGCCUCAGCUCUGAAGUCCAACCCCUCCCAUCUGGAACAUCUGGACCUGAAUAGAAUCUACAACAUGGAGGAUUCAGGAGUGAAACAUCUUUUUGAUGGACUGCAGAGUCCAAACUGUAAACUGGAGAGACUCAGAUUGGAGGACUGCAGUUUGUCAGAGAUCAGCUGUGAUUCUCUGGUCUCAGCUCUGAAGUCCAACCCCUCCCAUCUGGAACAUCUGGACCUGAGCUCCAACAACCUGCAGGAUUCAGGAGUGAAACAUCUGUGUGGUUUUGUGGAGAGUCCAGACUCCAUCCUGAAGACUCUGAGAUUGGAGGGCUGCAGGUUGUCAGAGAUCAGCUGUGAUUCUCUGGUCUCAGCUUUGAAGUCCAACCCCUCCCAUCUGGAACAUCUGGACCUGAGCAUCAACGACCUGACGGAUUCAGGAGUGAAACGUCUGAGUGGUUUUCUGGAGAGUCCAGACUGCAUCCUGAAGACUCUGAGAUUGGAGAACUGCAGUUUGUCAGAGAUCAGCUGUGAUUCUCUGGUCUCAGCCCUGAAGUCCAACCCCUCCCAUCUGGAACAUCUGGACCUGAGUCAGAACAACCUGCAGGAUUCAGGAGUGAAACAUCUGUGUGGUUUUCUGGAGAGUCCAGACUGCAUCCUGAAGACUCUGAGAUUGGAGCACUGCAGGUUGUCAGAGAUCAGCUGUGAUUCUCUGGUCUCGGCUCUGAAGUCCAACCCCUCCCAUCUGGAACAUCUGGACCUGAGCAGGAACCACCUGCAGUAUUCAGCAGUGAAACAUCUGUUAGAUCUUGUGGAGAGUCCAGACUGCAGCUUGAAGACUCUGAGAUGGGAGUUGCGCAAAUAAAGUGUGUCCUGAUGAUCCAGAGGUUGAAGCAGCAGCAGCUGGUGUGUAGAGACUCUGACUGGACCAUGUUACUGGGAGGUGGACUGGGAACCAGUGUAAAGUGUGUUGUUAUCACUGUGUAGUUUAGUGUUGCAGCUCCACACUGUGAAUGACGGGAGAACUGCAGUUAACCUGUUGCGCUUCAGUGUCCCGCCCGCGGUACACUUUGAGAUCUGCAUAAGCAAUUUGCUAAAUGUCUGAAACUGCAAACGCGAUUAUAGAAACACUAUACGCCGAUGGAAAGCUUAGAUUCUCAUGAAUCCGCCGGUAUAAACCACUUUCAGAUGUGAUUACCACAGCGGGUAAUAGAAACACAUUUGUCCGACAAACAACGAAUAUCCAUCCAUCCGUUCUCUGUACACGGCUUCAACGUACACAGCGCGACUCACAUUUCCGGGUUCAUUAUUACACACAGAUGAAAAUAUUCCACAAAAAACGGCCAUAAUCCAACCUUUUACAUCCAGACAACACAAGCCAGUAAACUAUUUUGUCCAAAACAUGUCUUGAAGUCGGUAUAAAAUCCACGAAUAGGUUGUUUUCAAGGAAAUGCACCUCGCGAUGCGCGUCCAAUAUUCCCUGUAUUUUUCGUCAUAUUUUUAUGUACAAAUAGAAUAUUAGCGAUUUUUUUUUGUACUGAAAAUGGCUGGAAUUGACUGCAGCUUAAAGGGUUAAUGUCGACAUGAAACGCUGGAGGUUGAUGUCAGGUUGCAGAGUGUGCAGUAAGUUUCAGGAUGUUUGUGUCAGUGCAGGAUUAUAUUUCAGUUGACUUUCUAUUUCCAGCUGCAGUCAAAGUUGUUGAGCUUCUCUACCUGCAACACAUUGAGCUGAUGAGAACAAAGUGUCCUGGAAACAUGUCAGCUGAAGCCUUGGAGCCCAGAGAGAGUUUAAUGAAGCACAUUUUAGUGGGUUUUGAUCACGUCAUGUUGAGGAGACUGCACGAGCCAUAAAUGAAUUGUUGUUUUAUUGUAAAGUUAAAGGUUUUUUUUUUUUUGCUGUUUGUUUGGUUAUGGUAUUAUUUUGUGAUUAUGUUGAAUAGACAGAUAGCGGGUCACAUGCACAGGAGUGUGGGUAAUCAAGCAAAUAUAUUCACCUAUUCCCAUCUUGACUUUUUUCAUUGUUUGAGAGGAGGUGAGCUGAGUCGCAGUGUUUUUUGUUGACCACUAUAUUUCUUCAAUUGUUUUGGUUACUUUGAUUAUGACUUUGUGCAUGUUAUCAUGAGUUAUCUAUUUUCUUUACUAAUAGGUUAAAUUUAUCAUUUGGAAAUCUCGGUGGAUUCUUUUGUUUAGCGUGUCAGACAAACAUGCCCAGCCUCAGUCUAUCAGCACUUCUUCUUCGUUUCAGUCUCUACAGUGACAAACAGCUCUGAAGAUGAAUCCGGUUUAGUCCUCAAAGGUCCAGAAGCAGCUUGUUGAGCUCAGAGUUCAUAUUUAAUGUCAACAUCCUUUGACCUUUCUGAGCUCCAGUAAAUGUUUUUUCUAGUUUCUCUCUUCUUCACCUUCAGUCGGUUCCUCGUGUUCAAAAGCUUCCAGAUCACUGAUAUUCUUUGUUUUCUGAGCUGCUGCUUUCUUUAAAUCCCUCCAAAUAUUUUAACUGGAAUUAAAUCCAGGACUGAGACGCUUCUCCAGGACUUUCCAGGAAGGAUUCCUGAAGCAGGCUUUGGUGGACGUUUGCUUUGGAUGCUGGUCCUGCUGAAAGUCCAGUGAGCUUCAGUUUCCUCACAUUGUUCUUGUAACUGUUCUGGUGUUUGAGAGAAUCCAUGCUGCUGCUCACACGUUCCAGUUUAGCAGCUUCAGAGCCACCAACAGGACUGUUGAUGCUGUUCUUCUGGUCCUUCUGCCUCCAGACGUUCUGCCCAAACACUCCACUUUAGUCUCAUCAGUCCAUCAGACUCCCAGAACUCUGCUUUGUUCCACACAUGAAGAUCUUGUUGUUCAGUGUUGUCAGACUUUAGUUGUUGCCUUCAUCAGGUCACCAUGAGGUGGUACUUGAUCAUAAUGGAAAACAACCUCAACCGAGUCGAUCCGAGUAGGUGCUAGUGGAAAAGUGCCUUUACUGUCAUUUCAGCUCCAUGCAGCAAACACAGGCUGGUUAAUGAACACAGACUCUGAUUCUGAGCUGAAAAUCCACAUUUUUUACACUCUUGUCUGAAAUCUGCCCACUUGGAGCCUCAAUCCCGGCUUUUCAGUCCUUCAUCUGUUUCUGGAGAUAUUCCACCGUUAUCUUUUAGUUUAUCAUGACCUCAUCUUUGGUAAUGAUUCAGUCUGACCUUUUUAUAGUCAUAGUCAUGAAACAUAAUCCUGACUCAUCUUGUAAAUAAAAGUAUUUCUGCUUUCAAAUAAAGUCUAUCUGCACACUUGUUAGAGUUGAUUGUUCUGACUUUGUUUUAACUUGUUUUUGCACUAAAAUAUGAAAUCAAUAAACACCAACUCUUAACGGUC
Messenger RNA from Acanthochromis polyacanthus (spiny chromis), 6598 nucleotides. Its product is annotated as NACHT, LRR and PYD domains-containing protein 14-like. Gene Ontology annotation, molecular function: protein binding. The record is from RefSeq and is a predicted model, not a curated record. NCBI's taxonomy places the organism in Eukaryota, Metazoa, Chordata, Actinopteri, Pomacentridae. The coding region runs from base 453 to 4121 and encodes 1222 amino acids. The transcript has 16 exons.